AUGGCGAGAACCAGCAGAAUGGCGCAUCGUUGUGGCGGGAUCAGGUCCAAAGCCCGGAAGUUGAUGGCAGUUUGCAUGGGUGGAGUUCUGUUGUUUUCGGGUGGAGGAGCUGUUUCAGCCGAGUCUGUGGAGGGUCUUCUGCGUCGGAAUUUGGUUUCCUCGCCACGCGAUACUGGUGCGGAAACGGACACUGUAGAAAAUGUUGCAACAUGCACUCUGGAGGAAAACCCGGUCUCGGUUAGGGCGAGUAGCUCAUCAUUGACGCUCUCACUGUCACAGGGCACCCUGUCAGCCACCGUUCAAUGUCAAGGUGAUGGCUACACAUUUGUGCCUUCCGAAGAGACGCACGUCUGCGGCGCACACGCGGCUGGUUCCAAAGGAGGUAGCGGGGCCGUUUCCUGCAACAUUGGUAGCGACAACAUGGGAAAUCCUGUGACGCUGCAACACCUCCUCGGGACAAGCAACACGGUCCAGUGGACAAAAAAGGCUCUUUCUCAUAAUGAGAACCAGGGAGAACAACGGACGCUCACCCUAACUCAAGCAGACCUUCCUCGAACAGACAAAUCAUUCAUGGUCGGAUGUCAAAAAAGUGCCAAAUCCCCAUGCAAAGUCACAGUCAAUGUGAAUGCAAGGCCAUCAUCUGUAGAUGACAAAAAUGUAGUCACCUGUGCAUACGGCAAGGACAGCAAUCCGAAGCCCGUUGAAGUCGAAAUGUCAGAAGACAAAAACACUCUCACCAUUGACUGUGGCACCAACGCAUCGAUGUAUCCUCAGGACUACACGUCUCACUACUGCGCCCCCGAAUCAGAAAGCAAGGAACAAUGCAUAAAGAAGAACUAUUCCGAUGUUCUCGGAACUUUUGACAGCAGCUGGUGGAGCACACAACAAAAUGGUAUCUCGGCUACUCUAACUAUCCCCAAGACAGACUUCCCGCCUGAAGACCAGAGCCUGCUCGUAGCCUGUGUUCCGGAGUCACUAUCUACGGAAAACACCAAGAAGGCGAAUAGUAUACCUCACUCUGUGACUGGGAUUACCGCUUGCCGUGUGCUUGUGACUGUCAAGAAGGCCAACUCCGCCUCCACUGCAUCGCCCUCUCCGCACGCAAUAGCUACAGCCUCUGGAGCGGCUCUCCUCGCGGGGUUUCUUGCGGGGUCCUUCUAG
Messenger RNA from Neospora caninum, 1161 nucleotides. Its product is annotated as srs domain-containing protein. NCBI's taxonomy places the organism in Eukaryota, Apicomplexa, Conoidasida, Eucoccidiorida, Sarcocystidae. The transcript has a single exon. The record is from RefSeq and is a predicted model, not a curated record. Gene Ontology annotation, cellular component: membrane. The coding region runs from base 1 to 1161 and encodes 386 amino acids.